Alosa sapidissima (American shad) is the source of this 742-nucleotide messenger RNA. RefSeq lists its product as uncharacterized. The transcript is spliced from 2 exons. NCBI's taxonomy places the organism in Eukaryota, Metazoa, Chordata, Actinopteri, Clupeiformes, Clupeidae. The coding region runs from base 31 to 714 and encodes 227 amino acids. The record is from RefSeq and is a predicted model, not a curated record.
AACCAGACACUGAAGACGAAGAACCAUCUGAUGACGGUAAAGAACAGGAGGCUGAUGAAAAACAGGAACCAGAUGAGAAAGAACCAGACCCUGGAGAAGGACAUCAACCAAAUGAGAAUAAAGAAGAGAAUGAAGGAGGACAACAACCAGAUGAGAAAAAAGAUCCAGACACUGAAGGACAACAACCAGAUGACAAUAAAGAACUGGAUUCUGAAGAAGGACAAGAACCAGAGGAGAAUAAAGAACCAGACUCUGAAGAAGGAAAAGAACAAGAUGAGAAUAAAGAACUGGGUGGUGAAGCACAAGACACAGAUGAGAAUAAAGAACCAGACGGUGAAGCACAACAACCAGAUGAGAAUAAAGAACCAGACUCUGAAGAAGGACAUGAACAAGUUGAGAAUAAAGAACCAGAUGGUGAAGCACAAGAUACAGAUGAGAAUAAAGAACCAGACACAGAAGACUCUGGCAAGUCAAGACAAGAUGAGAAUAAAGAACCAGACGGUGAAGCACAAGAAAAAGAUGAGAAUAAAGAACCAGAUGCUGAAGAAGGACAAGAACCAGAUGAGAAUAAAGAACCGGACUCUGAAGAAGGACAAGAACCAGAUGAGAAUAAAGAACUGGACUCUGAAGAAGGACAAGAACCAGUUGAGAAUAAAGAACCGUACGGUGAAACACAAGAACCAGAUGAGAAUAAAGAACCGGAACCUGGAGUAGGACAAGAACCAGAUGAGAAUAUAGAACU